Messenger RNA from Monodelphis domestica (gray short-tailed opossum), 11098 nucleotides. RefSeq names its product leucine rich repeat and Ig domain containing 4 (gene LINGO4). Gene Ontology annotation, molecular function: protein binding. The record is from RefSeq and is a predicted model, not a curated record. Lineage: Eukaryota; Metazoa; Chordata; Mammalia; Didelphimorphia; Didelphidae.
AUUAUAAUCCUACGGAGGUACUCCCAAACACCAGGGAGAUCCUAUUGAAUCAUAAACCUAUCCUCAAUUUACUCACUCUUCCCCUGGUACCAGUACCCUCCUAUAGGCUCUCUUGCUCCUUGGUUCUCUCUGCCCUAUAUCAGUGGCUCCUGCUGCAGCCCUCCCCCUAAGACUUUAUUUAUUUAUUUUGCACCAACGGGUUUGCUGCAGACUCAUUCUCACUUGGUUUAAAAAGAGAGAGAAGGAGAAAAAAAGAAAAGCUCUUUCCUGCUCUUCUCUCUACCUUGGUGACAGCAGCCGAGCCUGGCAGGCAAUCCCUAGGAGAAAUAGUUGUGCUAAAAAGGUGCAGGGGUCCAAAGGCACAGACUGAAUGGGAACAUUCCUCAACCCCAGACAGGAUGCAGUACCCAUCUCGAUGAAGCCCCCAAGAUCUCCCUGGUAAGUGCCUCCCCAUCAGUCCCAGCCCGAUCCCCCAUCCUUACCUUUAGGCAGCUUUCCUCAUUUCCAUAGCAUUUUCAGAGUAGAGUAGCUCCAAGGUGUCUGACAGAUUUUUCCAGCCCCCAAAUCCCAUCCCAUUCUUUGAUUGCUGGCACAUUGGGUGGAUGAUGAAUACCAGGACUUUGUGUGCCCUGUGUCUAUGGAAAAGAAAUCCAAGGGGGACUUUCUUCCCCCUGGGGGAGGAGCCUUAGCCAAGCAAGGGUGAUUCUGACCUGUUUGUACCUGAAAUCUACCUCUCUGUUCCCUUAUCUUCCCUAUCCAUAUGCCUUAGUUUGGGUGCUUCAGGGUCCUUUCAGAGGGGACGCGACAGCUUGGACUGAUAUCAAAUGUGUCCUCAAGACUGCAGCAGAGAGGCUGGGAAGGAGGAAUCUCUUCAAAUAUAAUAUUGCUUGAGAAAGAGAUGAUCAUUUCUCUAAAUGUUCUGAUUGUUUCUCUUGACCCCCUCCCUUUUCAUCCAUUGCAAUUUAAGAAGGAAAAGGGAGGGGGCCACCUUUUCCUGCUCUCUUGCCAACUGGCAGGAAGCCAGUAUAGCAGCCAUAGAGACAUCAUGAGAAAAGUUUGCUCUUGGAUACCUUUAAAUAAAUAAGCCAAGGAAAGAGGUUUACUCUUCUGCUCCCUGCACAUACGCACACACCCCCACACACACUCCUAGACCUGGGAAUGAGGGGAGAAGGAAAUGGCAAACUGCCUUAUAAGGAGGAACAGCUCUCCAGCUCUACUGAGAACAGCAUAAGAAAGGAUGGGCAGGAACCGCAGCAUCAGGAAUGAUGCUACCCCUCAGGGUGAACUUCCUGGUGGUCGGGUGGAAGGCAAAGUCAGAGCAGAGGAGGUUUACUCAGCAGGGGAUCCCUCAAUCUGGGGGAGGGGGAAGCCCUAGAACAGAGGUUGGGAACAUUCACUUCAGUAGACAGGUUAAUCUCACUACUGUCUGGCCAGCCUUGAAAAUCAAAGAUGCUCUCUAGCUUCCACUGUUUCCCUGCAUCCCUCUCACUAUAGUGGCUUUUCAUUGCGCCUGAGUUUAGUGUCUAGUGUAGCUGCUGUGCUUCUGUAGAAGAGAGCAAGAUAGUGGCACCAUCUCUUCAGCUCCUGUUUCCCCACUGACAGAAGGGGAAAAAUAGAAAUGACCUUGAAGGUGCUUAGGGAAAACUGAACCCGAUAGUGCCUGCACCUCAAAAAUGGGCCAGGAUUGGAGAGGAAACAAUACCCAAGUUGAAAUCCAUCUCCAAUGGCUUCUGGGACUCUGUCACUUUGGCCAUUCUUUGCCCACUACCUGCUAGAAAAGGGUGAGAGGGAUUAUUUUUCCUUUUCUCUUCCUUCAUCCCACCCUCGAUUCACUUACAUGCUACCCCUGACCCUGAUCCAAUGGUCAUUCAUGAUUGCAGUCUUCUGGGUGAUGUGAGGCCCCGCUGUGAGCCAGCUCUGCAGACUGCCUGCAGUUAGGAUAGUGCCAAUUCAAGCCUGGCUCAGUAACCACUGUGCCAGCUGAAUGACCCAGCUCCUGAAGUCUCUCACUAGUUAUUCUGCCUCCUUCCCUAUCUCUCUGUGCCUCCCUUUUCCAUUUGCCUAUGUAUUUCCCACUCUUGGGAAGCUAGAACAGAAGAGAGGAGGAUGUUUCUAAUACAGGACCAAAGCACCAUUUUAAGGAGAGCAAAAUUCUUGGACCAUAAUCUGAGCAUUCCUUCUUCCUCACACAUUUACCAAGAUUUCCCCUAGAAGAAAAAAGGGAAAUGCUUUUGAGAAUGUCUAAGACAUCUAUAAGGCAUGUCUAGCUUCCAAAUUAUCCCAGAGUCCUUCCCUUUUCUGUGUGUGUUGGGGGGAAGCCCUUUACUCCACCCCUCAAUAUAUUCCUCCUCAAAUCUGUGCCAUGAUUAAUGUACAGGUUGGCUGUCAUCCAUACAACUACUCUGGGGAAAUGGGAUCUUCCUAGCCCAGAGACAGACACAGCCCGAGUCAGGCCACAAGGAAUAGUGUGGCAGCAAGUGGAAAUGGGGAGAACUCCUCCAUCCCAGCCCCUAGCCCUGUGCUGCCUACCCUCAAUAAUAAUGCUGAAUUUGGGGGAAGUGCUUUCCAGCUUCUGAAGCACUUCCACAGCCAUUAUUCUAUUUAAUUCUCACAAGCAGCCUGUGGAUGUUGCAAGGGAGCCAUUAUUAUAUGAGGACAUUUGGAUGGGAUUUCAAGUGACUUGCCCAAAAGUCAUAAAGCUAGUGACUAGGAGAGCUGGGCCAAGAAGCUAGCUCUUCUCUUAGUUCUCCAAGGCUACAAAGCAAAGUAGGUACACCCAGGUGGAGUUCAAUGAAGCAUUUUUCUCCAUCCUAGGCUGAUAAAGUCAGGACCUAAGGGCCUCUCUCCUCACGAGACAGGGAGCUCUGGGCUAUGGAUACACACCCCUGAGACUCAGGGAAACUGUAUAGAUGGAGCUUCGAGCCGUCCAUGCUGCCUACCAGGCAUGGCUCCAGGUAAGUAGAGAGAUUGAGGUGAGGUAACUGUGGAAGGCAGUCAAGAGACAAAGGACCCGAGGGGCCCAUAUUGAUAGAGAUCCCACAUCAUAAAGAGGACAGACUAUACAACCACACCACUCCUCAAACUCCCCAACACUUUCUUCACCAAGGCCAGGCUUAGCUGGCUAUAACUAACCCCGACGACCCAUCAGAAGCCACGAUGCCAAGAGACGGUGGGUACCUCAAGCCACAACUGCUCUAGACAAAGAUUAGGAUGCUGAGGGAAGGGGAGAGGAUGCUGCAGGCCUGAGAAGGGCAGAGGGGACCUUGGAGAUGUGGCAAGUCAAUCCUGGAUACUAUAUGGUCCUUUGCCCCACAUGUUGGCAAUGCCCAAACUGAAAAUAUCAGCCUGUCCUCCCUCCCAAAGUCCCAAGGAAGCCCUUUAUCAAUGCCCAGAAUGAGAGGUCUGGAGUCGCCUUCCAAAAGGAAACGAAUCACUUAUUCCAGAAGCAAAGAGGGAAUGGUCAUAGACAUAAUUUCCCGCUGGGCCUCGGCCUCUUGGCCACCCCUCUUCUUUUUGCUCCUUCUGGCUGGAAGGAGUGGCCGAGGCUGCCCAGCAGCAUGUGACUGUGACUCCCAACCCCAAGCAGUAAUCUGUGCCAGCCGCCUGCUGGAGGCUGUGCCCGGAGGAAUCCCACCAGACACUGAGCUCCUGGACUUGAGUAGGAACCGCCUAUGGGGCCUUCAGAGGGGAAUGCUCUCGCGCUUGGGACCACUCCUUGAAUUGGAUCUCAGUCACAAUCAGCUUUCUACACUAGAACCUGGAGCCUUCCAGGGUCUCCGAAACCUCCUUACUCUGCGGCUGCGGGGCAACAGGCUCCGAAUUGUGGCUCCUGGGGUUUUCUCUGGCCUAACCUCCCUAACCCUAUUGGACCUCAGUCUGAACCAGAUAGUCCUCUUCCUGGAUGGUGCCUUUGGAGGGUUAAGCAGCCUUCAGCAGUUGGAAGUGGGGGACAACCAUCUGGUGUUUGUGGCACCAGGGGCCUUUGUGGGACUGGCAAAGCUAAGUAUCCUUACCCUAGAACGAUGUAACCUGAGCACUGUGCCUGGACCUGCUCUGGCACGACUUCCAGGGCUGAUCGGGCUACGACUCCGGGAGCUGGACAUUGGUCGGCUGCCUACUGGGGCCCUAAGAGGACUGGGACAGCUCCGGGAGUUAGAGAUCCACCAAUGGCCCUCCCUGAGAGCCCUGGAACCUGGGAGCCUGGCUGGGCUCAAUCUCAGUAGUCUAGCCAUCACCUAUUGCAACCUGAGUUCUGUUCCCUUCCAAGCCCUCAGCCAUCUGAGCUUCCUCAGGGUUCUAGACCUCUCUCAGAACCCCAUCUCAAACAUCCCAGCCCGGAAACUAAGUUUUUUGGUUCGACUCCAGGAGCUCCACCUGGCAGGAGCCCACCUUGCCUCCAUUGCUGCCCAUGCUUUCCAUGGUUUGGCUGCUUUCUGCCUCCUAGAUGUGGCUAACAAUGCCCUUCAGACUCUGGAAGAAGCUGCUUUCCCCUCCCCAAGCAGUCUAGUCACCCUGCGGCUAGCUGGUAACCCCCUGAUCUGUGACUGUCGGCUUCUUUGGCUGCUCCGGCUUCGCCACCAUCUAGAUUUCGGUAAAUCCCCCCCAGCCUGUGCCAGCCCACUCCAUGUCAGGGGGAAGAACCUGCGGGACUUCUCAGACAUCCUGCCCCCAGGGCACUUCACUUGCCGGGCAGCCCUGAUUCAGAGAUCUGGGCCACGGAGAGUCAGUGCAGAGGAGGGCCAGCAGGCUGUCUUCUCUUGCUCUGGGGAUGGAGACCCAGCUCCUACUGUCUCAUGGCAAGGGCCUCAGGGGACUUGGCUGGGCAGAACUGGACGAGUAAGAGUCUUGGAGGAUGGGACCCUGGAGAUUCGGUCAGUACAGCUUGGAGAUGGGGGUGCUUACGUUUGUGUGCUCAGCAAUGUGGCUGGGAAUGAUUCACUGAGCACCUGGUUAGAGGUGAUCCGGAUUGAACCACCAAAUGGGACCCUGACUGACACCAAUGGCACCACUCUGGGAACCCCAGGGCCCUUCUUCCUAGAUAGCAGGGGCCUGGUUGUAGUGUUAGCUGUUGGCUUCCUUCCCUUCCUCACCUCUGUAACCCUCUGUUUCGGCCUCAUUGCCCUAUGGAGCAAAAGCAAGGGACGGGUCAAACAUCACACAACCUUUGAUUUUGUGCUUCCUCGGUCUUCGGGGGAAGGGGGUGCUGGAGGCAACCGAGUCACUGCCAAACUCUUCUGAUCUCCCUUUCCAUCCUCCUUGAGAGCCCAGACAAGCCAGUUGUAGUUGGAGAAAAGGCUAGUUGGGCCAGUGCCUUACCCCAAAGGAUCUUCUGGAGAAUCAGGACCCAAGUGUUCCCAGCAUGCCCCUGCCUUCCUCAUGUCAGUUAAUAAUAUCUCCUGAGCCUACCAUCUGCCUCUCUCUCUGGAUAUUUCCAUUGUGGAAAAAUAGCCAACUUCUACUGAUAACCCCCUUUCCCCGGGGAUUCUUGAGCGCUGGAGGUAUAGAACUUUCAUCCUCUCUUACAGCGAAGCAAAAGCUAUCAGCCCUCACCUCCCACCUAUAGACUAGCAGGCACUAGAAGCCAAGAGUCUUAGACUCAUUUCCUGCUUUAAUAACUAGCAUCACCCCUUUGCUCCUCUAUUCAUUUAAUUGUCAAAACCAAUCACCAGAGUCACUGACAGGGCCGUUCCAGGGGUGGGUCUAUGAAGUUACCACUUGCUUCUUAGAAACUCUGCCUCUUUUCCCUUCAGGUACAGACUCUAUAGAUGCAAGUACCUCUCUAUUUCCCCCAUCCACUAUCCCCAGGACCCAAAGCUAGAAGGGGGACAGAUCUUCAUGAUCCUGGGGACUGAGGAAAAGGGGGAAUUAGGGAAGAUUAUCCACAGGCAUCAUGCCUGCCUGAGCCUCUGUGUGUCAGAGGGGAACCAUUAAACCUGCUGUCAAAAGGUUGGGAUCAGUGAAAACCAGAAAUGACUUUGAGUCUUCUUUCCACCAAACCAUUCCCUUCAUUCCUUUCAAAGUUUCCCUUCCCUCCUUUGCCUUCCCUCUCAUCUAGGAAUUCACAAAUCUUAUCAUUUAUUCUUCUACCCUUCUGCAACCAACACAUCCAUUCUGAAAAAGUGGGAAUGGUUUCUCCAUUGAGGGCUCUCCAGGGCAGAAGUUACCCUGCCUUCUUCCCUAUAUAUGUUUUAAUUCCUGAACAAGUCAAGGAGUCUUUCCUGGAAACUACCCUACAUCUCUACCACUGGAGUCUUACCCUGUUUCUGCCUCUUGCUCUAUUCUCCAUGAGACUAGGAAAUAAAAGGUCCCCCUCCUCUGGAGAGUCUUUUUUUUUCCUCCAGAAAAACCCGUCGGCAGUCCUUCAGUUUUCUUUUAGUUGGAUAUCACAGCUCCUUUUAUCUUCUUUCCUUGUGGUACAAAACCUGGGAGAAAAGAUAUUUCAGAGAAUGAUUAUACGCCAAACCCCCAGACCCAGCAGCUCUCAGAGUGGGAUACAGGAUACAGUCAGAAACCAAGAGUCUUAAGGCAAAAUGGAAAGGGGACAGGGAGAUUCAAGGGAUCUGCCAGUCACUGAAAUGGUGGGCAAGAGAGCUAACUAACUUUCACAAUAUCAACCUUCUUGUUGCAGUUUUCUGUGACUAGGAAAUUAAUCAUUCAUUAGAGAUAUCAGAUGGGGAAGUUGAUUAAAAAAAAAAACACAACCCCAAAAGGCAGUUAGGUGGCUCAGUGGAUAGAGCCAGGUCUGGAGAUAGGAGGUUCUGAGUUCAAAUGUGGCAUCAGGUACUUCCUAGCUUCUUGACCCUAAGCAAGUCACAUAUCCCUCACUGCCUAGCCCUUACUACUCUUUUGUCUUAAUACAUAGUAUUGAUUCUAAGACAGAAGACAAGGGCUUAAAAAACAAACAGUUUAUUCUGUAGAAAUACCCCUACAGAAAGGAAGAUAGAUAGAUAGAUAGAUAGAUAGAUAGAUAGAUAGAUAGAUAGAUAGAUUAGAUAUAUGAUGCAUUGAUAGACAUUUAGAGUGACUGAAAUGGAGAGAGGCAAAAAGAAAUGUUGAAACAGAUUAUCAGAGACUUAAAGUGAAAAAGAAGUUGAGAAUAGAAGGGGUGUCAGCUACCAAAAAGGAAGUAGCACAUGAAGAAGGGAAGAAAAAUAAGAGAUAGGGAGCAAGCCAGGAGGAUUGAAAUACAGAGUGGCUCCUUUUUCUAGCACCUACUGUCAGUAGCUCCUACCCUUUUUCAUCCUUAGAAGCCUCCUCUUGUCCCAAUGAGGGGAAAAUUCUUCCCUCAGCUACCCAUAAACACAGACACCAACGAUCCAAACUUUCACUGAAGUCUUUAACUAGUCCUUUAACUAGCAACUGCCUCCUCCCAGAUGAUUGAGAAGCCACAAAUUCCUGCUGGUGUUUAAGAGUCACUAGACAGGUUCAUUGCUGAAACAAUGGGAAAUCCCAAAAGAAACUGUCCAGAGAAGACCUCUGUUUUAGUAUAAUGCUCAGAAAUUGGGAAGCUAGCAGUUAGGGAAUGAAGUAGAAGGCCAGUGUGCCUCUGGAGCAGAGAUCUUCAGAGAUUUGGCCACCACCCAACUUCUCUCUUCAAAAGGCUGUGGUAUAUUCUUCCUCUGUGCCCACGUACAAGGAUUAAGGUAGGAUGCUCCAUGCCUUCCCAGAUGUCCCAAACCUUUAUCUAUCCUUUCUUUGUGGACAGCCUGGAAGUCUGGUACUCUUCUAUCCAGUUCAUUCUGGCUGCAAUGCAGAGAAAGGCAGAAGCAUCAGCUGCUCCAAGGGAGCAUCAUUUCAGGCAGUUCCUGUAGGUGGCAGAAAUGGCUACAUUGAGGUGGGAGUAAGGGGGAAGAAGGUUGGAAAACCUGUGGGGAGGAAAAGCCACAGGACCUUCCACUACACGGAGUACAAUUUGAGGCAUGAAUGCAAUGUCAUCAAAGGUGAUAUGACUCAGAAGAGUUAAUAUGAGCAGAAGAAAGGGAGCAGUACUUCCUGAAAGCUGCAAAUGCCUAAAUCAAGUGGAUGCUAGAGGAUGGCAAGUCCACCAGGAGCAAGAAGAGGGAGGGGCUGUCUCCCAGGAGGAGCAAGAGUUGUGUACUCAUACAGGCAGGUUUCACGCAUGGAGGCAUGCUUGUUUGGGGUUGUAUGUAUGUACAAAAAUUGAUUAUAUAGGAUCUAGAGCUAGAAAGUAUAGAUGCUGUCAGAUUCCAACAUCUCAUUUUGAAAAUGAAGAACCUGAAUCCCAGGGUGUUGAUGUCAUUUGACCAACAUAGUGUGGGAAGCUGAGAUUUGAACCCAGGUUCGCUGACUUCAAAUACUGUGCUCUUUCCACAUUGCCGCCCAUUUAGGUAGUACUAGUACAUGCACUAUGGCUAAGCAUGCAUAUGGAGAAGUGAGUUUGAAUAUGCAGUGAGAAGGGUACAAACAAAGACAUAUGUGCAUAGGUUGUACCUAUCUGUGUUACCAAGGAGUCUGUGGUGGUCCUACCCCAAGUGGAGGAUCUUCAAAGAAUAAAGAAGUACUGAAACCCUAAUUUCACCAUAUCCUGCCCAGAGUUGGGACAUCAGGAUAAAAAAGGCAUUGUCACUAUCUCUUCUGUGUCACCCCAGCUAGUCUCAGUUCUUUGCCUUGGUGCAAUGGCUUCUCUCCUAGCAUAACUCCCCAGGGCCCUUCGCAAUAAAUGCUCUCAUCAGCUUUGUUGGAGGCCAGAACCAUUUACCAAUUCUUACCUUCAGUGACUCUAAAUCCAUCCAUAUCCUAUGUGAAUGUUUCGCCUGGUCCCCCUUCCUCUUUUCCUUUUUCUUCUUCCAUUCUCUGUUUCUCCACAUACAUUGUCUCCAGUUAUGGGUGCUGUUUUUUCCUUGUUCAGGGGCCAUUGAGAAGAAAACAACAGAUCUAGAAAGUAAAGCAAAGAUCUUAGGGAUUCUGGUAUCACAAAAGCAGUUCACCUGAAUGACUACAACUGAUCUUUGAAGGGUUCAAGAAAGAGUAGGCAGUAAUUUCCUUAAAUAUCACCAACAUUUCAAGAGUUCAUAGACCUAGAAAUGGAAGACCAUCUAGUUCAAUUCCCUUAUUUUUCAGGUGAGGAAACUGAGGCACAAGAUGAUUUAAAUUAUUUGCUCAAGGUCACACAGGCAGUAAAGCAUCACAGGGAAGAUUAAUACCUUUGACUUUAGACCCAGUAGCCUUUUUACUAUAACACAUCUGCUCAGUUUUAGAAACAGUUUUAGAACAGUUUUAGAAAUUUCUGUUUAGAAACAGAAUAAACCUAGGAGGUCAUUUAGUCUAAAUGAGGAGAUUAAGGCACUAAAUGGUUGAAAUUUAGCAAAGACCACAUAUCAGUUCCCAUAAGUUUAACGAUAAUCUCUAUGCAGAUAACUCAUAUAGAGUCUAGACUCCCUUGAACUCCAGACCCACAUCAACUGCCAAUUAGAUAUUUUAAACUGGAUAUUCUGAUCUCAAACUCAGCAUGUCCCAAAUUGAGCUAAUCUUUCCUCCUAAUCACUAGUCUUAUAGGGUUCCAGCUUUGGAAUUUCAGCAUUAUCUUCUCUUCCUCACUCUGCCUCAUCCCAUUUACCCAACCAGUUUUCAACUCUUGUCAUUUCUUCCUCCACAACAUCAUCUUCAUUGAAGUCUUUCUUUUCUGACACAGCAACCUGCUACCUUGGUUCAGGCCCCCCUCUUUUCUCACUUUGAUCAUUGCCAUGGCCUCUUGAAGGGUCUCUCCUUGCCUUAAGGCUUUCAUCACUGCACCUUACACCUUGCUGCCAAAAUGAUUUUCCUUAAAUACAAAUGUGAGCAUAUUAGGCCCCACUCCUCCCUCAAGUUAAUCAACCCGUAUUGCCUCUAGGAUAUAAACUCCUUUAGUUUUAAAAACUCUUCACAAUCUGGUUCCAAGCCAUCUUUCAGCCUCAUUGAACAUCAUUACUCCCUCUCCUGUACUCUGAGAUCCUAAUAAACUUGCCUUCUCUAUUCCUUGAACAUGCUGGUCUAUUUCCUGUCUUCCUGCCUUUUACUAGCCUAUUCCCAUGUCUAGAAUGUACUCCCAACCCUUCAAACUCACUGAAUUUCUCUCUUCCUUAAAGACUCAACUCAAGAUCACUUUCUACAUGAAGCGUUUCCUAAGACUCCCAACUGCUAGUGUUCUUCCCAAACUACCUUGUAUAUAAUGACUUUGAAUUUAUUUUCCUUAUAUUUAUUCUGUAUAAAUGUGCUUGUCAUCUUCCUCAUGAAAAUGGAAGCUCCUUGUGAACGGAGAUUGUUUCAUUCUUUAUAUUUGUGUCCCAGGGACUUAGCACAAUGCCUAUGUCAUAGUAGAUAUAGGCAUACCUCGAAUAUAUUGUGGGUUUGGUUCCACACCAAUGCAAUAAAGCGGAGAGUGCAAUAAAGUAAGUCACAUGAAUUUUUUGGUUUCCUAAUGUAUAUAAAAGCUAUGUCUACACUCUACUGUGAUCUAUUAAUAUGCAAUCAUAUUCUGUCUAAAAAACACAAUGUGCAUACCUUAAUAAAAAUACUUUAUUGCUAAAAAAUGCUAACCAUCAACUGAGACUUCAGUGAGUUGUAAUCUUUUUGCGAUGGUGAUGGCCUCUGACUGUUUAGGAUGGUGGUUGCUGAAGGUUAGGGUGCUGUGGCAACUUCUUAAAAUAAGACAACAAUGGGAGGCAACUAGGUAUCUCGAUGGAUUGAGAGCCAGGCCUAGAAAUGGGAGGUCUUGGGUUCAAAUCUGACCUCAGACAUUUGCUACCUGUAUGACCUGGGGUAAAUCACUUGACCCCCUCCCCCCCACUGUCUAGCCCUUACUGCUCUUCAGGUUUGGAACCAAUACCCAGUACAGAUUCUAAGACAGAAGGUAAGGGUUUUAAAAAAUAAGACAAGAAAAAAGUUUGCCACAUCCAUUGACUUUUCCUCUCAUUUCUUAGAGGUCAUAACAGGGUUAUUAAUUGGCCCAAUUUCAAUACAGCUGUAGCUUGGGAAAUAAAGAGGCCCAAGAAUAGGUAGAAAGAUGAAGGAAUAGCCUGGUCAGUGGAGCAGUCAGAAUACAUAUAUUUAAUGAUUAAGUUUGCCAUCUUAUUGCAAUACUAGCAUAAAAGAUCACUGA